Messenger RNA from Symbiodinium pilosum, 1761 nucleotides. Lineage: Eukaryota; Dinophyceae; Suessiales; Symbiodiniaceae. The record is from the annotation of a GenBank genome assembly.
GAGUACAGCAACGAUGAGGCCGUGGAGUUGAAGGUAAAUAAGCUGACGUCGGCAAAGACUCAGCUUCCGUACAGCUACUACACCUUGGCUUUCUGCACGCCCACGGAUGGUGUCAAAGCCACAACAGAAAACCUCGGUGAGCAAAUGAUGGGGGACGUUAUUGAGACGUCAGCCUACAAGAUAAACUUCAUGCAAGAAAGAACCUGUGAGAAGUUAUGUGCAAAGACUCUGACCAAGCAGGAGAAGGAUAAAUUUCGGAACAUGAUAGCUGAUGAGUACAUGGUGAACUGGAUGGUGGACAACCUUCCAGCUGCGACCAGAUAUAGUCAGACAGGUUCAGACUUUGCUUACAUGAACGGUUUCCUCCUGGGCAUCGCGCAGAAGGGCAAGUACUACCUGCACAAUCACGUGGGUUUGGACUUGGAGUACCAUGAAAACCCCGAGAAAUACGAGGGCUUUCGUAUUGUUGGAUUCCAGGUAGAACCGCGUUCCUCUACACCGAAAAGUGGAGAGCCGGACUGUUCGACCAGCGCGGUCGCAUUCGAUUUGGAUUCCUCAGAUGACGUGGUGUUCAGCUAUUCCGUUCAUUGGAAACUGAGUCCUGUGCGCUGGGCAUCUCGCUGGGACGCGUACCUCAAAGUGACGGGUCAAGGCCAAAUUCACUGGUUUGCAAUUCUGAACUCUCUGAUGAUCCUUCUGUUCCUGUCUGGCAUGGUUGCCAUGAUCCUCCUGCGAACCUUGCACCGGGACAUUGCGACCUACAACCAGGUGCCCACAGAGGAAGAAGCCAAAGAGGAGACAGGUUGGAAGCUGGUGCAUGGUGAUGUCUUCCGAAAGCCGCAUUACUCCACCUUGCUUUGUGUGGUUACCGGCUCCGGCAUGCAGCUUCUGGGUAUGUCCUUGGUGACCAUUCUUUUUGCACUCCUUGGCUUUCUCUCACCCGCGCAUCGCGGAAGCCUGCUUCAGUCCAUGAUGCUGCUCUUCACCUUGAUGGGAGUGGUGGGCGGCUACACGUCUGCCCGCCUGUGCAAGGUGUUUGAUGGAGACGAGGGUCGGUGGAAAAUGACAACCUUCUUGCAGGCCUUCCUAUUUCCAGGAUUGUUUUUUGGCAUCUUUUUCGUUCUGAAUCUCUGCAUCUGGGGCGAGAAGUCUUCUGGUGCGGUGGCCUUUACCACCUUGUUCGCCAUUCUGGUCCUCUGGUUUGGUGUGUCAGUGCCUCUUGUUUUCUUCGGGGCCUACACAGGAUUCAAGCGAGAAAGAAUAGAGCUGCCGGUGCGCACAAAUCAGAUUCCGCGAGCGAUCCCUGAGCAGCCAUGGUACAUGCAGCCCUUGGCCACAUCGCUUGUGGGUGGCAUCCUGCCAUUUGGUGCUGUGUUUACGGAGCUCUUCUUCAUCAUGUCUUCCAUUUGGCUGCAUGAGUUCUACUAUCUUUUUGGUUUCCUGGCCCUGGUGCUGGUCAUCGUAAUGGUGACCUGUGCUGAGAUCUCCAUAGCCCUGACUUACUUCCAGCUUACCUCGGAGGAUUAUCGGUGGUGGUGGACUGCAUUUGCAGCAAGUGGCAGCUCCGGAUUCUACGUCUUCCUUUACUCCAUCAUGUACUUCAAUUCCCGGCUGCAGAUUCGUCACUGGGUCUCUAUCUUGAUGUACUUCGGGUACAUGUUCAUCAUGUCCAGCAUAUUUGCCCUCGUGAGCGGCGCAGUGGGAUUUCUGAGCACAUUCCAGUUUGUAAAAGGCAUCUAUGGCUCCAUCAAGAUUGACUGA